AUGGGGGUGCUGAGUGCUUCACCGAAAUGUGACGGCCAAGAAUCUUUAAAUCAGACGGGUUCACGGACGUUGCAAUGUGACCACUACAUACCGCCAGAUCGGUACAAUCAGAUUGUAGAGGGACAUUUACGGGAGACAGGCUUUUAUCACGUUUCUCAUAUUGGAAUUGUCCAAUGUCAGUCGGCAUUGGUUAAUGCUCUGAUCGAAAGAUGGCGCCCUGAAACUCACACAUUCCAUUUACCGGUUGGUGAGUGUGCGGUGACGUUGGAGGACGUGGCGAUUAUUCUUGGUCUUCCGUCGAAUGGUUUGCCAGUUACAGGACCGACACUCAGCAGUUAUGAGGCAUUAAAGGCUGAAUGCCUGGAUCAGUUUAGUGUUGCACCUAGGAAGAGUGAGUGUAGAGGAAGUUUCAUCAAGUUGACCUGGUUUCGAGCACUGAAGGAUCGUAUAGUGUUGGCUGACAAUAUUCAGAUUCAGAGGUACGUGAAGUGCCACAAAAUGUUAUUAUUUGGUACCGUUAUAUUUGGAGAUAAGUCUGGGGCAGGGGUGCACUGGAAGUUUCUGCCAUUACUCCGCAACUUUUCUGGGAUUAUACAGUUUAGUUGGGGAUCGGCAUGCCUGGCACACCUUUAUAGAGCGUUGUGUAGGGCAACUCGAGUCGACUGUAAAGAGAUUGAUGGUCCACUAACACUUUUGCUUACUUGGGCUUGGAUCUGGCUACCAUUUCUUGCGCCGAUUUCUGACAAUCUUCGACUCUUUCCGAUUGCAAACUGGUGGCAUAAUUGGGAGCGUGCCGAACGUCCCUACAGAUAUCGUACUCUUGAACAGUUUAGGAGAGCGUUAAAUGAUCUGCAAGAAGGACAUGUUAGUUGUAAGAAAUAA
Messenger RNA from Arachis ipaensis, 882 nucleotides. NCBI's taxonomy places the organism in Eukaryota, Viridiplantae, Streptophyta, Magnoliopsida, Fabales, Fabaceae. The record is from RefSeq and is a predicted model, not a curated record.